Drosophila mojavensis is the source of this 1184-nucleotide messenger RNA. RefSeq lists its product as uncharacterized. The transcript is spliced from 2 exons. The record is from RefSeq and is a predicted model, not a curated record. The coding region runs from base 256 to 654 and encodes 132 amino acids. NCBI's taxonomy places the organism in Eukaryota, Metazoa, Arthropoda, Insecta, Diptera, Drosophilidae.
GGUCACACUUUAUUUAAGUCUUAAUGAAUCGAAUGCUUAAUGCCUAAGACUUGCUUAAUUUUAAAACAAAUAAAUAGAAAACAUGAGCAAUAAGCAAAAAUGUAGAGCUGAGUGGGAGACUAUGCCGGAAAAUGAAAAAUGGCUGGGCAGAAGCGCAAAUAAUUCGGAUGCGCACUGCAAAGCGUGCCAGACUGACAUUUUGAGUAGGCUGGCGUCACUUAAGCAGCACGCGGCUACAAAAAACAUAAAGAUAAUAUGAAAUACUUCUGUGGAAAAUCAAAGAUACAAUCGUUUUUUAAAGAGUCGGACAACACUCCAGCUACCUCUAUCAAAAAGGCAGAAAUUAUGUUUGCUGUAGCGAUUGUUGAACACAACAUAUCAAUGAGAGCAAUGGACCAUAUUAGCGAUGUGAUCAAGCAUGCGUUUCCCGAUAGUGCCAUUGCGCAAGGGUUUCACUGCAAACGCACCAAAACAGCUUCGCUUACGUACAAUGUACUGGCACCUGUGAUGAAGGAACAACUGAUCUCUAGCGUGAAACGGUGCGUUUCUGCAGCGGGAAGGCCUGUGUUCUCCAUAAUCAUUGAUGAAUCGACUGAUGUUUCGUGUACAAAGGUCUUGGCGUGUGCUGUUAUGUAUUUCGACAAUGAAGCGUAAACAAAAUUCUUGUUCACCAUUGACUUAGAGGGUGAAAAAUCAGUCGACCUUUUUGCAGCACUCACCGAUGGACUCAAACUUAAUGGCUUUGACAUAAAUAAUAUAAUUGGAUUUGCUGCAGACACAACUAAUGUGAUGUAUGGUGAGCGCAAUAGCAUUAUGACGAAGAUACGAGACGUCAACAAAUCAUGUUUUUUUGUAAAAUGUGUUUGCCAUUCGUCUGCUCUUGCUUCAAGCUAUGCUGCCUCGAAACUUAGAGCAAAAGAGUUUCAAACUUUCUUAGAUUCUCCUGCACACAAUAUACUUAACCACUACGAGAUACGUUGGCUAUCGUUUCAUUCUUGUGUGGCACGCAUACUAGAACAGUGGGAUGCCCUCAUUGCAUUCUUUCAAGAAGAAUAUGAAGUUGAUAACAAUUUAUCAGCUGAGUAUAUUCUAUCUAAUGUAAAAAAUCCAACUGUUAAACUUUAUCUUUUAUUUUUGGAUUAUAUACUUGCUUUAGUGAAUAAAAUCAAUAUCAUAUUCCAGUC